AUGAAGCGAGACCGGCUCGGCCGCUUCCUGUCGCCAGGGCUGGCACGGCAGCGCGGAGGAGCGGGCAGCGGUCGCGUGCGGGGUCGCCCAGCCCGUGGCGACGGUGCGGAGACCUUGGCGGCGGCGGCGCGGCUUGGCUGGGGCUCGGCACGGGCCUGCGGGGAUCCCGUCGAGGACGGCGCAGACGAGGCAGGAACAGGCCGGGCUCUUGCCACGGGGCACUGUCGCCUUUGCCACGGGAAGUUUUCCUCACGGAGUCUCCGCAGCAUCUCUGACAGGGCAUCCGGGGACAGCUCAGAGAAACCUUCCCCAGGAGAGCCUGUCUUCGUCAGGGACUUCCAGCACCUACUGGGUGUGGCUGUGCACCAGGACCCAUCCUUGUCCCAGUUUGUCUGCAAGAGCUGCCAUGCCCAGUUCUACCAGUGUCACAGCCUCCUCAGGUCCUUCUUGCAGAGGGUCAACGUGUCCCCAACAGCCCAGCGGAAGUCUUAUGCAAAGGUUGGUGCUCAGCCCACCAUGGCGGCGGAGGAGGGAGUGUGUCUGGUGGAUCUGAUCACCUCGACUCCCCGGUGCCUGCAUGGCUUAGUGGGGUGGGUACACGGACAUGCUGCCAGCUGUGGGGCCCUGCCCAGCCUUCAGAGAACACUGUCCUCCGAGUACUGUGGCAUCAUCCAGGCAGUAUGGGGCUGCGAUCAGGGCCACGACUACACAAUGGAUACCGAUUCCAGCUGCAGAGCCUUCUUGCUGGACAAUGCAUUGGCAGUCAAGUGGCCGUGGGACAAGGAGACAGCACCAUGGCUCAUCCAGAACCGGGAGUCUGACCCUGUUGGGGCUGUCCCCCAGAUCUCCCAGGGCAGAGGAAGCAUGACUGGGACUGAGACCAAGAUUCUGCCCAGUGUGGAUACAGCUCCACCUUCAGAUGGCAGCUCUGUGGGGCUUAGGCCAGGCCCACCACCUCAGCCAAGCCUCCCCCCAAGUGAGGCCCCAGGUAGGAGAUACCUUUGGUCUGUGCUAGACCAGGAUCUCGCGUUCAUGAGUGGGGUUGAUUCUUUAACAAAGAAGAGUUGUCUUCACCGUGCUAGGGAUCAGCUGUGCUGUGUGAGCACCAGGGCUCAGUACUUCUUCAGCCUGCAAUAUUCAAAGCAUCUGAGGGCAGGGCAAUUGGGUGAGAAGCAGGUUCCAUCUUCAACUUCGGAUGAUCGGGUAAAAGACGAGUUCAGUGACCUUUCUGAGGGAGACUUCCUGAGUGAAGAUGAAAAUGAUAAGAAGCAAAAUGCACAGUCUUCGGAUGAGUCUUUUGAGCCUUACCCAGAAAAAAAGAUCUCUGGGAAGAAGAGUGAAAGCAAAGAAGCCAAGAAGGUUGAAGAACCAAAAAUGCGGAAGAAACCUGGGCCCAAGCCUGGAUGGAAGAAAAAGCUCCGGUGUGAGAGGGAGGAGCUACCCACCAUCUACAAGUGUCCUUAUCAGGGCUGCACAGCCGUGUACCGGGGGGCUGAUGGCAUGAAGAGGUGCGGAACUACAUCUGUGAUGAGUGUGGGCAGACCUUCAAGCAGCGGAAGCACCUUCUUGUCCAUCAGAUGCGCCAUUCAGGAGCCAAGCCACUGCAGAUCUCACCCUGUAGGCCGAGGUAGCUUCAAACUCACCAAGAUCCUCCUGCAGGAGGUGGGCACAAGAAUUUGUGCCUGGGACUUCAUGAUAUUGGCCUGUGGUGCAAAUCACAGGCCACACACUACUAUUCAGGACCUCAGCCUCAGGGUGAGAAACAUGAGUCUCCACAUUGCUCAGCAGGCUUGGGCGCCAUUAUGGAAAAAAUGUGUCGUGAACUUCAGCAGUGGACACUCUGAGGCCUGGUGUCCUCUAACUCACCUGUAGCCGGCAGAACAGGUCGCUGUUGCCUUUGUGGCCACCACGGGGCCAGUCAGAGCUCUCGGUGUGGUCACAGUUCCUCGGACUGAAAGAAAACAAAGCUGAGGCUGCUAAGUACAACCUGGCACCCUUCUGUGCCAGCAGCAGCCAGCAGGGGUGGCAGAACCCACAGUGCUACAGCCCCAACCCAGCAAAACUUUUUGGUUUGGUUUCCAAGGAUUGACUGCUGUAAUAUAGAAACCACGUAACAGCGAUAAUUGCAAAAGAAGUGCUAGAGAAAAAUUUCAUGCCCUAUUGUAACUCAAUAAACAAGGACUGCAGCACACUCAUACGAAAACCCAGAGCCAGCAUCAUAUUCAACAAUCAAAAAUGGAAAGCUUUUGCUCCACAAGGACGAGGCCAAGACAUCCCCUCUCGCCAGCUCUGUUCAACACUGCUCUACAAGUACUAGCUGGGGUAAGUCAAUCAGAAAAUAACAGGCAUCCAGGCUGGGAAGGAAAAAAUUAUACCAUUUCUAGUCACAGAUAACAGGAGCUGACAUACAGGAAACACUAAAGAAGUCACACAAAACAGCUAUUAGAAUUGAACUACUUUUGAGCAGGGUGUGGUGGUACAUAUCAGAAAUACCAGUAUUGAGAAGCUGAGGCAGGACGAUCACAGGUUAGGAUUAGGAUCUAGAUUAGAGCUAGGUUCACAAGUUAGCAAGAACCACAAAAAAAAAAAAAAAAAAAAAAAAAGCCUGAGAAUAUAGCUCAGCACAAAAGCCCUGCGUUUAAUCUUCAGUAUUGCUACAAAAAAAAUAAAAUAAAUUUUUAAAAAUAAUGAAAAAUAAAAAGUUGGACAACCCACUCAGGCUCCUUUCUGUCACUCUCUCUGACAGCUUUCUUUCGAUAAAUAUAUUCUGCUCUUCAAAUAAACGAAGGUGAUAAAUAUUUUACAAAUCAAAAACAAAAAAUGAUAGUAUUUCAAAAUGAAUAAUACCAAAAUUCAAACAAUAAUUCCAUUUGUGACAGUAAUAAAAAAAUAAAAUACAAAGGGAUAAAUUUAACCAAGGCAAUAUGACUUGCAUAAUAAAAACCAUAAAAUAUGGGGCUGGAGGUUUAGCUCAGCGGCAUAAGCACCUGCCUUGCAAGCAGACAGUUGUGAGUUCAAUCCCCGGUACCAAUAAAAACGAAAAAGACAAAAUAAAUAAAUAAAAACCAUAAAAUAAUGUUGAAAAAAAGAAGUCCUCAAAAAAUGCAAGGGCACCCCAUGAUCAUGGAAAGGAAGACUUGAUGUUGAAAUGACAACUCCCAAGUGAUCUCAGAGGAGAUGCAGUUUCUAUCAGGGUCUCAGCAGGCAUCAUAGAAACUGGGAGGCUGAUCCUGAAGUUCAGAUGGAAUCACACAGAACUCAGAGGAGCCAAAUCAAGCUUUUCUUUUUCUUCUUCCAGUACUAGGAAUUGAACCUAGGGCUUUGUGGAUGCCAGGCAAGUGCUUUACUACUGAACUCCACUCUAGCCUAGGGCCCCCAUUCUAUUUUUUGAGACAGGGUCUUAGCUAAAUUGUCCAGACUGACUUUGAAUUUGUAAUAAUCUUGCCUUAGCCUCCUGAGUAACUGGCAUACGCCACAACACCCAACUCCAAAUCAAUUUUUAAAAAGAAAAAAAUUGGAAGUUUGACUGACUGUGCAGGCCACAGCAGCUUGACUGACCCGGAGGGGAGGUGGCACAAAGAAAUAGAGUGCAUGCCACAGCAACUUGACUGAUCCCCACGCUGCUGCGCUCCAGCCACCACCUCUCGCCCGCUGGUGAGACCUGUCACCACAGGCCUGGGAGGGACUCAGUGCCCACCGGGUGCCCCCGCCCCUGCCCCUGUUGCAGCCACCACACCGACCCAGAGGGAAGGCCGCGCAAAGACCACCAAUGCUGCCGCUGCCAUCAUGCUCCAGCCACCACCCCCCAGAUGGGAGGCGGCUCAAAGAAAUACAGUGCAGGCCACAGCACUUGACUGAUCUGGAGGCGAGGGGGCAUCAUGCGCUGUCCCUGUCUGCAACUCACUAGCCCUCGGCAGUGGGAAACAUCAUCUAGCCAGCGUGCUGCCAACAAAGAAAGAAACUGGGGCCUCCUGGAAGAAGCAAAAAAGAUGGGAAGAGGAAGCAACAACAAAAAGUCCCCAGGUCCCAACCCUGAGGACACUGACCCAGGAUAGGUAAACACAAAGGAGAAUGAGAACAGCAAACAUGCAAUAUCAGACACAGCACCAGUGGACAUAAAGAGAUACAUUCGGGACCUCAUAGAUGAGUUCACAAGUGAAAUAUUUAACCAAAUAAAGCAAGAUAUAAGAAAAUUAAUAAAAGAGAUACUAAGUACCCCUCAAGCAGACACAGAUGGAAGGAGGGAGGAACUCAAACAAAGAAGAGAACCAUUUGAUAAAGAAUAUUUUAAAAAUAUAGAAUACAUAAAGCAGAUUCAAAGAGAUCACCAGGAAAUUAAAAAGUCUAUGGAAAGAUGGCAAAUCAGCUUGAAAGAAACUAAGGAUAGAUUAUCCAAACUGGAGGACAAUUUUGCAAUGUGGGAGUAUGAAAGGGAAAACUUUUUAAAAAUAACAAGGAAACAAGCAGUAAUGAUACAAAGGUUAGAAGAUGACAAAAGGAUCUAUAACUUGAGAAUAAAGAAUGUGAAUGACAUUCUUUAUUUAAACAAAGGCUACAAAGGUUAUUCACAGAAAUAAUUAAGGAAAACUUCCUAAACAUAGGAAAAGGAAAUGAUAUUCUUAUAUAUGAGGCAUACAGAACUCCAGCCACCUACAACCAAACACCCAGGCAUAUAAUAAUCAAGAUCCCAAAAAUUCAAUAUAAGAACAGAAUAUUAAAAGCUGUUAGAGACAAGAAACAGAUAACCUAUAGAGGAAGGCCCAUCAGAAUAACAGCACACUUCUCGACACAAACUAUCAAGUCAAGAAGAGCCUGGAGCAAAAUAUUCCAAGCCCUGAAAGAAAAUAACCUCCAGCCCAGAUUGAUAUACCCUGAUAAACUGCCUCUAGAAAUUAAUGGAGAAACAAGAGGCUUCCAAGACAAAGUGGAACUUGGGAAAUUUGCAACCACCAAUCCAACUCUACAGAGAAUACUGCAGGGCAUUCUAGAGAGAGAGAAAGGUACUAGGAUUCCAGAAACAGUGGCAGAGAGGCCUCAAUGAAUGGAGCAGAAAACAGAAUGAAGAAGAUAAGCAGACAACUGGUGGCAAAAAAGAGCAUAAUAGAAAUGAGGCAGAGAAGAUUUUAUUCAAAACUGGUAUGAUUGAUAGGAUCAAGUCUGACAGUACAAAACUCUACGAUACACAUUCUGGUUUGAUAACUGCCGGUUUUUGAAAUUCUAUACUAUAUGCAAAGUUGUGUUUUUAUUAAUACUCUUAUGUACUGAUAUAUUCAAUUAUACUAUGUCUGAUGAUAUAGCCAGUUCUACUGGAGAUAACAAGAGACAACACAGGAACCAUGGUAGAAUUCUUUGUACAACAGUCUUACAUGUUUAUUUCGUUUCAUAUGGUUAUAGGAAUUUUUUUUGUUUUGUUUUUAUCUUUUUCCUUUUUAUCGGUACCGGGGAUCGAACUCACGAAUGCCUGCUUGCAAGGCAGGCGCUUAUGCAGCUAAAUCCCCAGGCCCAGGAAUGUUUUGUUUUCCCUUGCUUUGUUUUGUUUCUCCCUCUAAUAUAGAAAGGAUACAAAUACAUGUUAAGUCUCAUGCAUGUGUAGAAUCUAUGAACAGUUUAUGAGAACUGAUCUUAUGACCCAUGAUGAAAUGAACAGAUACUCUGAAGAAAAAGAGACACUAAAAUACCCAGUGCUCAUCCUGGAGUGUCAUAAUGGGAAACUCAGCAAUAGUAUUAUUCUUUGUUCAGAGUGAUACUAGCCUGCUUGGGUUUAUUCAACCUCAACAUAAUUGAAGAUAUGGAUAACUGCAUGUAUAUUUAAGUGUAUAGGAUUGAUAACCAUAUUUCUAAGUUUUUGUUGGACAGUUGAACAGAACUGGGUGGAACCUCACUGUUUGAUCCACACUUUAUAUGUUCCACUUUAGUAUCCUGAAUAACUAUUUGUAAGAAGACAAUAUGUAAUCAUCAACUAGUGAUUUGUUACUGUUUUUCUUUGAAAUUAUGUAUUAUUUCCACCCAUUUUCUGUUUUGUUUAGUCUUUCUUUAAAUUAAAUUAAAAAAAAAAAGACACUACAGUACCCAGUGCUGAUCACGGAGUGUCAUGAUGUGAAAUCCAGCAAUAGUAUUAUUCUUUGUUCAGAAUGACUUUAGCCUGCUUUAGUUUGUUUAAUCCCAACAUAAAUGAAGAUAUGGAUAACUGCAUGUAUGUUUAAGUGUAUAGGAUUGACAACCAUGUUACUAAGUUUUUGUUGGACAGUUGAACAGAAUUGUUUGCAGUCUCACUGUUUGAAUUCCCACUUUACAUGUUCCACUCUUGUACCUUGAACAACUAUUUGUAAAACAAUAAUAUGUAAACAUCCACUAGUGAUUUCUUACUGUUUAUUUUUUUCUCUGAAUGUAUGUAUUAUUUCUACCUA
Cavia porcellus (domestic guinea pig) is the source of this 6407-nucleotide messenger RNA. RefSeq names its product zinc finger protein 276 (gene Znf276). NCBI's taxonomy places the organism in Eukaryota, Metazoa, Chordata, Mammalia, Rodentia, Caviidae. Gene Ontology annotation, molecular function: zinc ion binding; RNA polymerase II cis-regulatory region sequence-specific DNA binding; chromatin insulator sequence binding. Bases 1 to 1872 code for a protein of 623 amino acids. The record is from RefSeq and is a predicted model, not a curated record. Gene Ontology annotation, cellular component: kinetochore; chromosome; nucleus. The transcript has 10 exons. Gene Ontology annotation, biological process: regulation of transcription by RNA polymerase II.